Molecule: messenger RNA, 1460 nt
Organism: Salvelinus sp. IW2-2015
Lineage: Eukaryota; Metazoa; Chordata; Actinopteri; Salmoniformes; Salmonidae
Source: RefSeq, a predicted model, not a curated record
GUGUCACAUGGUUAUUAUAGGACCAUAGAAAUCAGAUAAAAGUUAUCAUGAGGUGAAUCAGUCUGAUUUACCACCUUGUUGUUAGACUUCAUAUCUYCACYUGUCCCAGUUAWCACCAGGUCAUGGUUMAAGAGGACAGGAUAUAAAGGGGACAACUGAGACUCCAAAAUAACAMCAGAAAUAACCACAAGAAGAGGACAUCAUCAUCCAGGAAUGAGAAUGAAGAGUGUUGUAUCUCUGCUGGUGUUGCUGCACUGCUGUCUGUCUGGAGCCCAGGUCCACAAAGACAGAGAUGGAGUCAGUGUGAAUGAGAUCCAGCAGGUUGACUAUGAGGACAGAGAGAGCAGAGGGAAUGACAUUCAGACMGACKAACAGAGAGCUGAAGCUGCAUUAACACACAGCCAGCAAACCUGCCAGCCUGACAUCCACACUGUGCUGAGAGAGAUGAGCACCAUGAUGGCAGAGCAGAGAGUUGAGCUGAGACACACAAAGACUGAACUGGGAGCCAUGGAGGACCGACUGAGAGCCAGUGAGAGUCGACUGACAGACAGUGAGAGACAGGUGGAGGAACUGACCAAUAGGAAUGAAGCACAAGCAGUGAAACUAAACUCCAUGGAGACUCGUUCUGACAUCACUGAGAGACACGUUGAAGUUCUGAAGAGAAACAGUCAAGACAGGAAGGUGGCUUUCUCAGCCUCACUAGCACCACCUGGUCAACAUGGACACAUUGGACCCUUCAACACUGGAAUCACCCUGGUCUACAGAAAUAUCUACUCAAACAUUGGCAAUGCUUAUAACCCCACUACAGGGAUCUUCACAGCACCAGUGAGAGGACUCUACCUCUUCAGGUUUUACAUCUUUGGACACGGUGACAGUUCAGUUUAUACCACUGCCGUCUUGCAUAAGAAUGGACACCAUAUAGCUGUUGCACAUGGUAUACAAGCUAGUGGUGAUAUUAAUUCCUCCAAUGGAGUGUCACUGCUGCUGGAGGUAGGAGAUGUGGUCUACAUGCAUCUCUGGGCUGGUAGAAAGAUAUUUGAUGAUGAAAAUCGCCACAGCACCUUCAGUGGUCACCUGCUUUUCACCAUGUAGGAGGAUUAUUGAAGGACUGUAUCAGUUAUCUGUACAGGAAAAUAUUCUGACAUUUUAACAACAUUGUGUUAGCGUUGAAAGUUCUCCAUUUGCUCUCUAACAGGUCAAACUAAGGUAGUUCUCAAGGAGAAAAGUAGGUGAAAUAUACACAAUAUAAAAAUACAUAUCGUAUUCAAGUUUUCAAAAUUGAAAAAUAAUAACAAAUGAUAUACUCAGAAUGAAAAUAUUAAUGUCAUGUAAAUAUUAUACUGUCCACUAAGACUUAUUUAAUUAAUGUAUAGAUGUUGACCCCCCCUCCCACUAGUAAAUUGAAGACUAGUAAACAUUGUGUUGAGUAUUAUUUAAUAAAGUGUUUAUCAAAAGAAUGA